AUGAAAGGAGUCAGCCAGUUUGCUGAUUUUGUUUGUGUGAAAUGUCUAAAAGAGCCAGAUCCAUCCAAAGUGGAUGGGAGGUUUCCCAGGGCCGAGGGGUGUGGUUGGAAGCUGAAUGAUUGGGCCUAUGGAUACUACAGACAACAGAGAAAACUUGUUGAAGAGAUUGGCUGGUCCUAUACAGGAGCACUGAAUCAAAAAAAUUGGGGAAAGAAAUAUCCAAUAUGCAACAGCCCAAAACAAUCUCCUAUCAAUAUUGAUGAAGAUCUUACACAAGUAAAUGUGAAUCUUAAGAAACUUAAAUUUCAAGGUUGGGAUAAAACAUCUUUGGAAAACACAUUCAUUCACAACACUGGAAAAACAGUGGAAAUUAAUCUCACGAAUGACUACCGCCUCAGUGGAGGAGUUUCAGACAUAGUGUUCAAAGCAAGCAAGAUAACUUUCCACUGGGGAAAAUGCAAUGUGUCAUCUGAUGGAUCAGAACACAGUUUAGAAGGACAAAAAUUUCCACUAGAGAUGCAAAUCUACUGCUUUGAUGUGGACCGAUUUUCAAGUUUUGAGGAAGCUGUUAAAGGAAAAGGGAAGAUAAGAGCUUUGUCCAUUUUAUUUGAGGUUGGAAUAGAAGAAAAUUUGGAUUACAAAGCAAUUAUUGAUGGAGUCGAGAAUGUUAGUCGUUUUGGGAAACAGGCUGCCUUAGAUCCAUUCAUAUUGCUGAACCUUCUGCCAAACUCAACUGACAAGUAUUACAGUUACAAUGGCUCCCUGACAUCUCCUCCCUGUACAGACACUGUUGAGUGGAUUGUUUUUAAAGAUACAGUGAGCAUCUCUGAAAGCCAGUUGGCCGUGUUCUGUGAAGUUCUUACAAUGCAGCAGUCUGGGUAUGUCAUGUUGAUGGACUACUUGCAAAACAAUUUUCGAGAACAACAGUAUAAGUUCUCUAGGCAGGUGUUCUCCUCAUAUACUGGAAAGGAAGAGAUUCAUGAAGCAGUUUGUAGUUCAGAACCAGAAAAUGUGCAGGCUGACCCAGAGAACUAUACCAGCCUCCUUGUUACGUGGGAAAGACCCCGAGUCGUGUAUGAUGCCAUGAUCGAGAGGUUUGCAGUCCUCUAUCAGCAGUUGGAAGGAGACGAUCAGACCAAGCAUGAGUUUUUGACAGAUGGCUAUCAAGACUUGGGUGCUAUUCUCAAUAAUUUACUUCCCAAUAUGAGUUAUGUUCUUCAAAUAGUAGCCAUAUGCACCAAUGGCUUAUAUGGAAAAUACAGCGACCAGCUGAUUGUUGACAUGCCUGCUGAUGAUGCCGAACUUGAUCUUUUUCCUGAAUUAAUUGGAACUGAAGAGAUAAUCAAGGAGGAAGAAAGCAGAAAAGAAGACAUUGUCGUGAAUCCGGGUAGAGACAGUGCCACAAACCAAAUAAGGAAAAAGGAACCCCACAUUUCUACCACAACCCAUUACAAUCGCAUAGGGACUACAUCCAAUGAGGCCAAGACUAACCGAUCCCCAACAAGAGGAAGUGAAUUCUCUGGAAAGGGUGAUAUUCCCAACACAUCUUCAGAUUCAAUCUCCCAGGCAGUCACUGACUUAGCCACAGAAAAAGAUAUUUCCUUGACUUCUGAGCCUGUGACUGAGCUACCCCCUCACACUGUGGAAGGCCCUUCAGCUUCUUUAAAUGAUGACUCCAAAGCUGAUGUCAGGUAUCCGCAAAUGAACUUGUCUGGAACAGCAGAAUCUUUACAGACAGUGUCUAUAACAGAUUAUCCAGAGGUGUCAACUGACAUUGGCGAGGAAGAAAGCUUACUGACCAGUUUCAAGCUCGAUCCUGGAUCUGAUGAUUCUUCAGGCUCCAGUCCUGCAACUUCUGCUAUGCCAUUCGUCUCUGAGAACAUAUCCCAUGUGUAUAUAUUUUCUUCGGAAAACCCAGAGGCCAUCACAUAUGACAUCCUCAUACCAGAGUCUACAAGCAAGACUUCAGAAGAUUCCGUUUCCUCAGGCUCAGAAGAGCCCCUGAAGGAUCCUUCUGGUGACAGAAAUGGGUGGUUCCCUAGCUCUACGUAUGUGCCAGCACAGCCCGAUGGUGGAUCCGGUAGAGAGAGCUUUCUCCAGACUAAUUAUACUGAGAUACAUAUUGAUGAACCUGCGCAGACAACCGAGUCCGUUUCUCCAGGACCUCAGGGUCCUUCGGUCACAGAUGUGGAAAUGCCAGCUUAUUCUACCUUUGCCUACUUUGCAACUGAGGCCACACCUCAUGCUUUUACUCCAUCCUCUGGGCAACGUGAUUCAGUCCCCACUGUCCACGUGGUACACUCGCAGACAACCCAACCAGUAUACAAUGGUGAGACACCUCUUCAACCUUCCCACAGUAGUGAAGUCUUUCCUCUAGUCACCCCUUUGUUGCUUGACAAUCAGAUCCUCAAUACUACCCCUGCUGCUUCAAGUAGUGAUUCGGCCUUGCAUGCUACGCCUGUAUUUCCCAGUGUUGAUGUGUCAUUUGAACCCAUCCUGUCUUCCUAUGAUGGUGCACCUUUGCUUCCAUUCUCCUCUGCUUCCUUCAGUAGUGAAUUGUUCCGCCAUCUGCAUACAGUUUCUCAAAUCCUUCCACAAGGUACUUCAGCUACUGACAGUGAUCAGGUGCCCCUGCAUGCUUCUCUGCCGGUGGCUGGGGGUGAUGUGCUGUUAGAACCCAGCCUUGCUCAAUACUCUGAUGUGGUGUCACAUCAGACCACUGCUCACGCUGCUUCAGAGACCUUGGAAUCUGGUAGUGAAUCUGGUGUCCUUUAUAAAACGCAUUUGUUUUCUCAAGUUGAACCAUCCAGCAGUGAUGUCAUGAUGCAUGCACGUUCUUCAGGGCCUGAACCUUCUUAUGCCUUAUCUAAUCAUGAGGGCUCCCAACACUUCUUCGCUGUUUCGUACAGUUCUGCAAUACCUGUGCAUGAUUCUGUUGAUGUAUCUGAUCAGGGUUCUUUAUUUAGCAGCCCUAGCCGUAUGUCAAUACCUAAGUCUUCAUUAAUAACCCCCACUGCGUCAUUACUGCAGCCUACUCAUGCCCUCUCUGGCGAUGGGGAGUGGUCUGGAGCCUCCUCUGAUAGUGAAUUUCUUGUGCUUGAUACAGAUGGGCUGACAGCCCCUAACGUUUCUUCACCUGUUUCUGUAGCUGAAUUUACAUAUACAACAUCUGUGUUUGGUGAUGGUAAUAAGCCACUUUCUAAAGGUGAAAUAAUAUAUGGAAAUGAGACUGAACUGCAGAUUUCUUCUUUCAGUGAGAUGGUUUACCAUUCUAAAAGAACAGCUCUGCCAGAAACCUCUGUUUCCAUGUCUAGCACAAAGGGCAUGCUUCCAGGGUCCCCUGCUUAUACCACUCCUAAAGCUUUUGAGCGUGAGGUUAGUCAAGUUCAACCUACACAUACUACAUCUCCAGCGUUUGGUGACCCUUCACUUAAACUUGUGCUUAGUGCAAAAUCAGAGCCAGCAUCCUCUGACCCUGCUUCUAGUGAGAUGUUACUUCCUUCAACUCAGCUCCUGUUUUAUGAGACCUCAGCUUCUUUUAAUCCUGAAGUAUUGCUGCAACCUUCCUUUCAGGCUUCUGAUGUUGACAACAUGCUUAAAACCGCCAUUCCAACUGUGCCUACUGAUUCAGUAAAGGUUGAAACCCCCAAGGUUGAUAACAUUGGUUCUGCAGUGUUGCAUCUCAUGGCCUCAGAUUCUGCUGCAAGCGAAAACGUGCUACACUCUACAUCCAUGCCAGUUUUUGAUGUGUCACCUACUUCUAAUAUGUACUCUGCUUCCCUUCAAGGCAUAACUUAUGCAAGUGACAAAUACUUUGAGCCAGUUUUACUUAAAAGCAAAAGUUCCCAGCAAAUAAUAACCUCUUCCUACAGUGUUGAUGAGUUAUUCCAAACUGCCAACUUGGAGAGUAACCAGGCCUUUCCCCCACAAGGAAGUAAUGCAUUUGCUACUCCUAUCUUAUCAGUUGAUGAACCUCCAAAUUCACUUAUAACUAAGUUCGUGUAUUCUGAUGAACUGUCCACCUCCACCACAAGCUCCAUUACUGAUGGAGUAUUUACUGAUAUUCCAACAGUUGCUUCUGAUACACUUGCACCUACUGAUCCUUCUGUUUCUUUAGGAAAUGAGCAUGUUUCCAUUACAGCUGUUUCUCCCAAUCAAGAUGGUUCUGUAGGCACAACCAAGUUGCUGUUUCCUUCUAAUGCAAGUUUUGGGCUGAGUUCCAGUGCUAGAACUGUUGCUGAUUUGGUGGGUGGUGGUGAGGAUGGUGACACUGAUGAUGAUUAUGGUGAUGAUGAUGAUGACUAUGAUGACAGAGAGAGUGAUGGCUUACCCAUUAAUAAGUGUAUGUCAUGCUUAGCCUAUAGAGAAUCACAGGAAAAGGUAAUGAAUGAAUCAGACACCCAAGAAAACAGUCCUGUGGAUCAGAAUAACCUACUCUCAUAUUCACAACCUGCAACUUCUGAAGAAGAAAAUAAAGUCACAGGGGUGACCUCAGACAGUCAAACUGGGAUGGACAGAAGGCCUGAUAAGUCACCACCAGCAAGUGUGCUACCUGCAAAGCACAAUGGAAAAGAGGACUCUGACACUCAGACUGGUAGAGCCCCGCUUCCUCUUUCUCCAGAGUCUAAAGCAUGGUCAGUUCUGACAAGUGAUGAAGAGAGUGGAUCAGGGCAAGGAACCUCAGAUAGCUUUAGUGAUAAUGAGACUUCCACAGAUUUCAGUUUUCCAGAUGCUAAUGAAAGAGAGAUUGAUGGGGUCAUGGAAGCAGGUGACUCAGAACUAACUCCCAAAUCUCCACGGCCCUCAACACCGUCUGUUACUAACGGGCACUCAGAAGUAUUCAACAUUUCAGAGGCAGAGGCCAGUAAUAGUAGCCAUGAGUCUCGUAUUGGUCUAGCUGAGGGGCUGGAAUCUGAGAAGAAGGCAGUUAUACCCCUUGUGAUCGUGUCAGCCCUGACUUUUAUCUGUCUAGUGGCACUUGUGGGUAUUCUCAUCUACUGGAGGAAAUGCUUCCAAACUGCACACUUUUAUUUAGAGGACAGUACAUCCCCUCGAGUAAUAUCUACACCUCCAACACCUAUCUUCCCAAUUUCAGAUGAUGUUGGAGCAAUUCCAAUAAAGCACUUCCCAAAACAUGUUGCAGACUUACAUGCAAGUAAUGGGUUUACUGAAGAAUUUGAGACACUGAAAGAGUUUUACCAGGAAGUGCAGAGCUGUACUGCUGACUUAGGCAUCACAGCAGACAGCUCCAACCAUCCAGACAACAAGCACAAGAACCGUUAUAUAAACAUUGUCGCUUAUGAUCAUAGCAGGGUUAAGCUUGCACAACUUGCUGAAAAAGAUGGCAAACUGACUGAUUACAUCAAUGCCAAUUAUGUUGAUGGAUACAACAGACCAAAGGCUUAUAUUGCUGCCCAAGGACCACUGAAGUCCACAGCUGAAGAUUUUUGGAGAAUGAUUUGGGAGCACAACGUGGAAGUGAUCGUCAUGAUAACUAACCUUGUGGAAAAGGGAAGGAGAAAGUGUGACCAAUACUGGCCUGCUGAUGGCAGUGAAGAAUACGGGAACUUUCUGGUCAAUCAGAAGAGUGUCCAAGUGCUUGCCUAUUAUACUGUUAGGAAUUUUACCCUGAGAAACACAAAGAUUAAAAAGGGCUCCCAGAAAGGAAGACCCAGUGGGCGUGUGGUGACGCAGUAUCACUACACUCAGUGGCCAGACAUGGGGGUGCCAGAGUUCUCACUUCCAGUGCUGACCUUUGUGAGAAAGGCAGCCCAUGCCAAGCGCCAUGCAGUGGGACCUGUUGUUGUCCAUUGCAGCGCUGGAGUUGGAAGAACAGGCACCUAUAUUGUGCUAGACAGUAUGUUGCAGCAAAUUCAACAUGAAGGAACUGUCAACAUAUUUGGCUUCUUAAAACACAUUCGUUCACAGAGAAAUUAUUUGGUGCAAACUGAGGAGCAGUAUGUCUUCAUUCAUGACACACUGGUUGAGGCCAUACUAAGUAAAGAAACGGAAGUUCCGGACACGCAUAUUCAUGCCUAUGUUAAUGCACUCCUCAUUCCAGGACCAACAGGCAAAACAAAACUAGAAAAACAGUUCCAGCUCCUGAGUCAAUCAAAUAUACAGCAGAGUGAUUAUUCUACAGCCCUAAAGCAAUGCAACAGAGAAAAGAACAGAACUUCUUCGAUCAUCCCUGUGGAAAGAUCAAGGGUUGGCAUUUCAUCCCUGAGUGGGGAAGGCACAGACUACAUCAAUGCCUCUUAUAUCAUGGGUUACUAUCAGAGCAAUGAAUUCAUCAUCACCCAGCACCCCCUUCUCCAUACUAUUAAGGAUUUCUGGAGGAUGAUAUGGGACCAUAAUGCCCAGCUGGUGGUUAUGAUUCCCGAUGGUCAAAACAUGGCAGAGGAUGAAUUUGUUUACUGGCCAAAUAAAGAUGAACCUAUAAAUUGUGAGAGCUUUAAAGUCUCUCUUAUGGCUGAGGAACACAAAUGCCUAUCUAAUGAGGAAAAACUUAUAAUUCAAGACUUCAUCUUAGAAGCUACACAGGAUGAUUAUGUACUUGAAGUGAGGCAUUUUCAGUGUCCCAAAUGGCCAAAUCCAGAUAGUCCCAUUAGUAAAACUUUUGAACUUAUCAGUAUUAUCAAAGAAGAAGCUGCCAACAGGGAUGGACCCAUGAUUAUUCAUGAUGAGCAUGGAGGCGUGACAGCAGGAACUUUCUGUGCUCUGACAACACUUAUGCAUCAACUAGAGAAAGAAAAUUCCAUGGAUGUUUACCAGGUAGCCAAGAUGAUCAAUUUGAUGAGGCCAGGAGUCUUUGCUGACAUUGAGCAGUAUCAGUUUCUCUACAAAGUGGUCCUCAGUCUCGUGAGCACAAGGCAGGAAGAAAACCCAUCCACCUCUUUGGACAGUAAUGGUGCAGCCUUGGCUGAUGGCAACAUGGCUGAGAGCUUGGAGUCUUUAGUUUAA
Lepus europaeus (European hare) is the source of this 6963-nucleotide messenger RNA. It is a transcript of the gene PTPRZ1, whose product is annotated as protein tyrosine phosphatase receptor type Z1. Gene Ontology annotation, biological process: peptidyl-tyrosine dephosphorylation. The record is from RefSeq and is a predicted model, not a curated record. NCBI's taxonomy places the organism in Eukaryota, Metazoa, Chordata, Mammalia, Lagomorpha, Leporidae. The coding region runs from base 1 to 6963 and encodes 2320 amino acids. The transcript is spliced from 30 exons. Gene Ontology annotation, molecular function: protein tyrosine phosphatase activity; protein binding.